This is a messenger RNA of Kwoniella shivajii, 564 nucleotides long. RefSeq lists its product as uncharacterized. Gene Ontology annotation, cellular component: spindle microtubule; DASH complex. The record is from RefSeq and is a predicted model, not a curated record. The transcript has 3 exons. Lineage: Eukaryota; Fungi; Basidiomycota; Tremellomycetes; Tremellales; Cryptococcaceae. The coding region runs from base 1 to 564 and encodes 187 amino acids. Gene Ontology annotation, biological process: attachment of spindle microtubules to kinetochore.
AUGGCAUACGCAUCAUCUUCAAGACAUUUACCUAGAGAAUCAAUUUAUCCUAAUCCACCUUCAUCUGAUUUCUUAAACGCAUUAGAAGAUUGCGUUCAAGCUACUGAAAACUGUUCCAGAACUUUGAAUAAUGGUAUAGAUAAAUUCGAACCUGGAAUUAAAGAUUUACCUAGGUUGAGUAAAGUCAUGAAGCAUAAACACCACUUCCUCGUCCUUCCUGAACCUACAAUCCUAACUCAUAAAUCAGCUUUGGCAACUUCCUUAGCACCUCAAAUCGAUCAGUUGAUAGUGAAAGCUGAAAAUAUGGUAGAGUCGGAGAAAGCCAGAGUAUCCACGUUGGAGGAGAGAUUGAAGAUCCUUCAGUCAUCUCGCCCAACACCACCGACCCAACCCCAAACCUCACUAUCCAGCGCAGUAGAAGAUGAUGCACAAGAAAAAGACACAACGUCCAAAAUCAACGAUAUCAACAUGAGAGAACUGAGUAUUCUGCAAAGGAAAAAAGUCAUGAUGUUGAAGCAGAAAAGAGAUAAGCUAGAAAAGGAAUUAGAGAGACUGAGGGCUUAA